CGGCGCGGCGCGGGGUCGUGUCGCGUAGCCACGGCACGAAGGCUCCAGCCUAAGCGGGCCCCGGCCGGUACCCGCGCCACUAUCUUGCUUGCCGCAUUCCACCAAGCCGAAGUUGCGGCGCGCCCCGCGCGUGCCUUCGCCGACCCACGCGCCUGCCUCGCUCAACUAACCCAACCAACUCAGUCGUCCCAGCGCGCUCUAGCCGCUUGCGCGCGUUGACGCUCGUUUUUUUGUUCGUAGGAGAUCGCGCGAUUGUAAAGUGAAGUGAAGUGCCAAUGGAUGCGGUUGACUUUGGAGUAUAGUGCGCUUGCGUUCAGCAACUUUGGAUUUGUCUAUUCAUGGGCGCGUAACAGUUGUUUCGAGAUGCGACAUGCGCGCUCUAUGUUCGGUUCGCGGGCCGCUCGGCGGCGAGACGCGCGCGCUCGGCGCGGGCGCGCGGCUGCUGUCGCUACGCGUGCCCGGCCGGGCCCAGCCGCUACACUUCGUCGUCGAAGCCAAGGCGAGGGUCAAGGAGCUCAAGGCCUUGGCCAGCACACAUGCUCAGCUACAAGGCAUGACCGACACCGACUUCUUUGGAUUAGCCAUCUUACAAAAUGGAGAAUACUUGUUUGUUGACCAAGAAAGUAAAUUAUCAAAAUAUGCACCAAAGAGCUGGAGGUCAUCACACACACACGGUUUGGACGCAAAUGGGAAGCCACUCCUGGAAUUACACCUUGUCAUUCAAUUCCACAUCGAAAGUCCACUUCUGCUGCAAGACGAGGUCGGAUUACAUUUGUACUUCUUACAGUUGCGGCAUAACGUCCGAACUAGAGAAGGAUUGCCUACGGAAGUUCUUUUGUUACUCACCGGUUUGGCUUUGCAAGCAGAAUAUGGCGACGCGGACACUUACGAGGACCGAGACUACUUCAAAGUUGAGGAUUAUGCAACACCAUCCCUGACAGGUGACUGGGUCGCCGCAGCUAUGCGUGCGUGCCACCGCGAACACCGGGGACUUUCAAAGAAUGACGCUGAGAUUAGAUUCAUUCGAGAAGUCUGCCUGCUCCCCGACACUAUCAACUCGCACAGAUACAGAAUGAAGCAAACUAAAUCAGAACCCGAGCCGGGAACUGUUUGGCUCUUGGUGACAGCUAAAGGUAUACAAAUUUUACCCGAUAAUGGAUCGAUUUAUAAUUUCAUAUGGAGUUCUAUUGGAAAACUAAGCUUUGAUAGAAAAAAGUUUGAAAUAAAAACGGAAGAAGGCAAAAUAACCUUAUAUUCUUCUAGUGACGAAAAAUGUAAAUAUUUGUUCGCAUUGUGCAAAGAGUCCCAUCAGUUUUCUAUGAAAAUUGCACCCAAAUUUAACGAAAUUGUUAAAAGAGAAGAAGACGAACGAAAAGUAUGUUACGGAUAUUCGAAAUCGUUGAAUCUUCAUCACAAUCAGCAUAAUAAAAACGAACAAAGAAUAUCAGUAAUAUCAACAACAAGUUCAAACACUACAUCAGGAAUUGUCAGUGACAGAGUGCAAUCUGAAGACGAAUUAGAGAUAAUGAUCGACUCGCCUCCCGCUCCAUCCACAGAGAGUUUGGCAUUUGCCCAUUUAUUAGAUAGUUCAAACUCAUAUUUCCUACGAAACGAUUCUCAUAACAGCCAUUUAUUACACAAAACAACGUCAUUACAGCUACGUAAACCGAAGUUACAUCAAUCUAAAAGUAUGGAUGAGAAUGAAUCGUCUAAAUUAGAUACUACUUCAGAAAUUGUGUUAAAUAAUCUGGCCGAGACUGUUUCGCUACCCGAUCAAAGCAUAAGCGAGUCAAAAACCGAUAGCCCUGUCAACAAAUCAAAAUGCACGGGAUCGCAGUGUUCCUCAUCUUGCAGUACGGUAGUUAUGGCGCGAGCUGGCCUUAGUACAUUGAGUAGAGCAUCUAAUACAAGCAGUUUAGAACUAGGCUUUAGCCAUACAGCACAAAAUUCAAUGUUAAGUGAUAACAGCACAGUUGGAAUAGAUGUGGAAUAUUCUCAAGAUACCGAGUCAGCGCUGUACGAUGGCUUGGGUCAGCCUGUGACAAUAGCGGCCUCGAGCGAAACGAGUGGAGUUUACACAAUGGGUAGUUCAGAGCUAACUGCACGAUCAAAACUUGGGAUCCAUUCAGAAGGUAGUAGAACAGAGUAUGAAAGUUCUCAUUAUGACAGUUACAAACCACCAGAAGAGAACGAUCUUGCUGCCUUUGACAGUGUUUCGUCAAUAUUAAAAAACAAAGCCGAACCUAGUCACUCUACAGGACCUCUUAGAUUACAGGCGUCUCUAUUAGAUGUUGAUUGUGUUGAUGGCGAUGCAAAGUUUACAAAUCAAAAGCAUGAUGACAAAGAAAAUAUUUUUAGGGAACGAUCUAACUCCAAUGUCAGUGCCGUAUCUUUUCAUGGCGACGGCAGCGACCCUACAGACCAGAAACAUAAUUUACUUAGUGCUAGUGAAUUAAGUGACUUAAUAGUUGGACGUGGAGUAUAUCCUAAAAGCCAAUCCGUCAGUGAUACGUUAGACUCAGUAUCAGAUUAUGUCAGGUUACCCCUGCCGUUUUCUGGUGACAGUUACAUCCAAGGUCACGAAGAUACUGCUCCAUCUGAUGAUAACUACCCAAACGGUUCAUUUUUCGACCGACCACCAACUCCGCCAACUAGAACUGAUAGCAGAAAGGUUUUUAAUUUAUCUCUCCCGAACAUAUUGGACAUAGACCGGGAUCAAGUGAUGUCAUCCAUACCUGAAAAACCUCCACCACCACCAUACGACUAUAAUCACAAAACUGUUCCUGCGCACACAUCUACAAACACAAAAGUUCCUCCUGCGUACCCCGGUUCUAUAAGCAGUCAUGGGUCUUUUCAAAAUUACGCAGAAAAAGAAGAAGUAGCCGCUAGAGUUGUAACAUCUAAGCCUAUGAUAACGAUACUAAAAGCGGAAGCAGGAGAUGUAAAUACACCAAGCGAAAGAACCUUCGCUAGUCCUAUGGUGAUGGAACAUAGAUUUCAGAAAUCGAAACGGCAUCAAGCUUCCAGCCGUAGAGCCGGGCGGUCCAAGCUAGCUCAAGGAAUUAACAGUCUAUCCCCAUCAAGAGAAAUGCCCUCUCAUGUAGUAGACGCUAAUGUCCUGGUGGCAAUGAUGAAACUGCCGCCGCCGCCCCCACCCCGCCGCACCCGACUACCUCCGCCACCGCCUAUAGCCCGCCUGCCUCCUCCGCCUCCACCACAUAAUCCCAUGUUUCAUCAACAGCUUUAUAGCGACGUGGACUACGUUUACUAUCCUUUACAAGACCCGACGAUAUCCCAACAAAACUACCUCGAUCACAAAUUUUCUGAACCCCGUGUUUCAAAUAUGCACAAGAGCGGUCUACAAUAUAGAAGUACGCCGUUUUUAUCGACGAACAUGUCGACGUCAUCGAUGUACGGAUCCAUACAGAAUCUAUCAGACUCUUAUAUUCAAUUGCCUGGAAAUCGUUCAAGUUGGUAUUCCUUAACAUCCAGAACAUCACUUAGUAAUUACUCAGUUAACCUGGAACGUCCACAGAAACCGAUCCGAACACCGGAAGUAUCCAAUUUCCCGCGAACCAAGUCGGACGACAACCUAUUAAACCCGAGGGAUCCGCCGCCCAUUCGCUCGAGGCGUAUGCCACCGCCGCCUCCGCCGCCCUAUGAACAUAAAAAGAAGCUCUCGGCGCCGCUUAGGGAAGUCAACAUUUCUAACAGUGGCGCAAAUGUGAUGAGUGAAAUUAGUAAAGUAAGAGACGCUAAUGGUGAUCUAGACAUAAAAACUCUUCGGGAAAAAAGUAAAAAUUUAGAUCUGCCACUGAUCGCCGCGUUAUGUAACGACCGGUCGUUAUUAAAGCAGACAAAAGCAUUUGGUGUUCCUAAGUUGCAUAAACAAACAGUUAGUGAAAGUGAACGAAAGUGUACCAAGUCUGUUCUAAACACCACCGAUAAUCUAGAACUUAAGAAUAACAACAAACAGGAAGGCAUCGCAAGAAUGUCAAUGACAGGGACGCAAAAGAAAAUUUUGAUAAGAAAGCCGACAGACAAACUUCCCGCAUUACCCAGUUCCGACACUCACACCCCUAGAGCAUUGUCGAACACUUACGUAAUGCAUCCAAGUGUAAAAGUAAAGAAAAUCCAACCCAGCUCAUGACACGCUGUGCCGACUUGACAUCGUAAUUUAGCCUUUACUAUUUGUGAAUACUUCCAGUGCUAUGAUAUGAGCUUUCUCCACCGACCUUACGCAAUAAGACUGAAUAAAAAGUCCUUAUAGACCUAUCGACUAGUUAUUUUAAAGUUACAAUUUUAUCACAAUUAUACACAUUCCUUAAAAUAGGUUAUCAGAAACAUUCCAAUUUUCGAGAAUGUCGGUAAUAGAAUAAUAGUGCACAUUAGAUACCUACAUUUUAUAAGUAACAUUCGUGUUAUAAACAAAUGAAAUGUCAUUGACUGAGUAAGUAUGAUGAAUUUGUGCCAUAAACAGUCAGGCUUAUCGGUAAUGUGUUAGGUAUGUUUCACAGGCCCUUAAUAGGCAAUUGAUGCCUUAUGAACGAUCUAACAUUAACCAUAAACAACCGAUAAACAAUUAUUUCCUUAUUGCUGUCUGGCUGUUUUACCACGUAGAUGUAGUUGAGCGAAAAUUAUACAAUUUAUUCAAUGUAGAUUUUCAAGAUAAAAACAACACGAAAAUCGAAUAUUGUAUUAUUUUCCCUAACUACAUUUAUACCUUUCAUUUCAAAUAGUUUUCAAACCUGUUUUUAAUUAUAACCACGUAUUGUACAGUUGCUGCUAUCAAACGUUAUGAAUACCUAUUUAUGCCUAUAAUAUUAUUGCUUGCAUAAAAUUAAAAAAGCUCUAACCACCAGCCAACCAUUAAUUCCAUAUUUAUUUCAUGUUACUAAGUUACUACGCAACGCACGACCUCUUCUAAUAAAAUUCGUUUUCUCGUAUGUAUUAAUCAACUACAUUUUUUUUCUAGAUGUUCAAGUGGUCAAUUCAUUGUUUUACGGUUAUACACAUUCACUGUACCUAUUCGUAAUAAUAAAUACUCGCAGUUUUAAGAAUUCGCAGAUGAUUGAUAAAUAUUUGGUAUCUAGAUCUGUUUGAAGUCAUUGUAUAGAUAAUUCGUAGAGAAUAAUAAUACUUACAUAAUAAUAUCUGCAGCUAUUUAUUUUGUUUAGACAAUCUUUACAUGUAUAUAUAAUCAAGUGUAAUGAGUACAUACAACGAUGUGUACAAAUGUAAAUAAAUAAUUAUGUGUAAAA
Molecule: messenger RNA, 5261 nt
Organism: Cydia splendana
Lineage: Eukaryota; Metazoa; Arthropoda; Insecta; Lepidoptera; Tortricidae
Gene: ex
Product: protein expanded
Exons: 4
Coding region: 371-4150 (1259 amino acids)
Biological process (GO): positive regulation of hippo signaling
Cellular component (GO): cytoplasmic side of apical plasma membrane; cytoskeleton
Source: RefSeq, a predicted model, not a curated record